Molecule: messenger RNA, 7038 nt
Organism: Epithele typhae
Lineage: Eukaryota; Fungi; Basidiomycota; Agaricomycetes; Polyporales; Epitheliaceae
Product: atypical/PIKK/FRAP protein kinase
Exons: 24
Coding region: 1-7038 (2345 amino acids)
Biological process (GO): negative regulation of macroautophagy; protein phosphorylation; TOR signaling
Cellular component (GO): nucleus; TORC2 complex; TORC1 complex
Molecular function (GO): protein serine/threonine kinase activity; protein-containing complex binding; protein binding
Source: RefSeq, a predicted model, not a curated record
AUGGCGUCUGUCACAACCGUUGUCAGCGCCGAUGUCAUCGACCAACUCUUCCAGGGUCUAAAGAACAAAAACGCCGAAAUCCGCUCCCAAGCUGCAUACGACUUGCAGCGCUAUAUUUCUAAUUUGGUUCCUGAGCUGUCUUCGGACGGAACUGCUAAACUAUGGGAGGAGCUCAUCACCAAGAUUUUCGAGCUGGUGCACAGCCAGUCGCCGGUGGAGAAGCUGGGUGGCAUCCUGGCUAUAGACCAUCUUCUGAAGGUCGAGAAUGAGAUGGAUCCCAAGACCACCAGCCUCUUCCGACUCUUCAAUUAUGUCAAGACUCUCCUACCAGAUCCCGAUAUCAACGUCAUGCUGGCUGCUUCGAAGACUCUGGGACGUAUCGCCGAGAUCGGUGGAGCUGCGUUCGGUGACCUGGUCAUGGAGUAUGAGGUUCAAGGCGCGGUUAGACUGCUUCAAGGCGAGAAGUCCGAGCAGAAGUCGGAACAAGGGCGUCACGCGGGAGUACUCAUUCUCAAGGAGCUCGCGCGAAACAGCGCGAGCAACUUUCACGCCCACAUCGGUCUUGUGUUCGACAACAUCCUCGUCCCCCUACGCGACCCACGGAACAUCGUCCGAGAGAGCGCGGCGGAACUGCUUGCCGCGUGUUUGGAGAUCAUCACGCAGCGGGAGCGGUAUACAAGGAGUCCAUUCCUGCUCAAGAUUCUGCAGGAGGCACAGAUGGGCCUCAAGAUGUCACAGGUCGAGGCAAUACAUGGGUCUUUGCUCACAUACCGGGAGUUGCUUUUGCAUGGGGGCAUGUUCAUGAAAGAGACCUUCCUGGACGCGUCGGAGCAAAUUCUCUCGUUCAAGACCCACCGGGAGCCUGUCGUGCGCAAGAUGGUCAUCACUCUCAUACCAACGCUCGCCGUGUACGACACGCAAACCUUCUCGGAGCAUUUCCUCCACAAAGCGAUGCCGCACCUACUUGUGCAGCUGGAGAAAAGCAAUGAGCGCUCUGUCGCUUUCAUCGCUAUCGGCCACGUCUCGAAUGCCGUAGGCAGCGACAUGAAGCCCUUCCUCGAAUCGAUCAUGGUUCAUGUCAAAGCUGGUCUUCAGCAGAAAGGGAAGAAGAAUGCGCCUUCCGAGGAGCCCAUUUUCCAAUGUGUUGGCAUGCUCGCACAAGCCGUCGGGCCCAACUUGACGAAACUGUUGCACGAUCAGCUCGACCUCAUGUUCGCCUGCGGGCUGAGUGAGCCCUUACGUCAGGCGUUGGUGGCUAUUGCAACGCAUAUCCCACCCUUGCUGAAGACUAUUCAAGAUCGUUUGCUCGAUCUCUUGUCAAUGAUUCUGAGCGGGCAUAGCUAUAAGCCACUUGGCGCACCUUCUUCGCUGCUUCGCAGCGAGUCGGCGACAGCGAACAAGGAGGCCAUGCCGAUGGAGGUCGCAAACUCUAUCCGGGGCCCCGAGGUCUUGACUCUGGCUCUGACCACACUGCAUACGUUUGACUUUAGUGGUCACGUUUUGAACGAGUUUGUUCACGAAUGUGCUCUUCCUUACUUGGACCAGGAACACCCAGAAGUCCGGCGGGCUGCUGCAUUGACAUGCUGUCGGCUCUUCGUCCGCGAUCCAAUCUGCUACCAGGCCAGCAACCACUCCAUCGAGAUCAUCAGCGACGUCAUCGACAAGCUUCUCACCGCAGCCAUUGCCGACCCUGACCCGAGCAUACGACAGACAGUACUCUCGUCCUUGCACGAGCGCUUCGACAAGCACCUUGCUCAAGCCGAGAAUGUCCGCUCACUGUUUAUCGCCGUCAACGACGAGGUGUUCGAGAACAGGGUCACCGCAGUCGGCCUGAUUGGACGCCUUGCGUUGCACAACCCCGCAUAUGUCAUGCCAUCGCUUCGCAAGGCUCUCAUCCAACUCCUGACUGAGCUGGAGUACUCAACCGUCACGCGCAACCGGGAGGAGUGCACGCGGCUGCUUACCUUGCUCGUGAACGCUACUCAACGCCUCAUCAAGCCCUACGCAAUCCCAAUGCUCCGUGUCCUGCUCCCGAAGGCCAAUGAUACAAAUCCCACGGUUUCCGCGAAUAUCCUGAUGUGUCUGGGCGAGCUCGCGUGUGUUGGUGGAGAGGAGGUCAUGCCGCACGUUCCAGACCUCAUGCAAGUGAUCAUCGUUAAGCUCGCGGACCCGUCGCUGCAGAAGCGAGAUGCUGCCCUCCACACCCUGGGCCAAAUCUGCUCAAGCACGGGCUACGUUAUUGCGCCGCUCGUCGAAUAUCCCCAGCUUCUCCAGAUCUUGAGCAGGAUCCUCCGGACAGAGCUUAGCCAAACGGUCAGACGGGAAGUCAUCAAGGUCCUCGGUAUCCUCGGCGCGCUCGACCCGUACAGGCGCAAGAUCAAGCAUGAGGAGGAGGCUGCGAGCGAAGCAUCCUCGAACCCUGUCAACGCCUCAUCUAGGAAUCUCACUGGUGUCUCGACGGCUUCGGACGACUACUAUCAGACUGUGGCGAUCAACUCACUCUUGAAUGUCCUCAAGGACCAGUCACUCAAUGCCCACCAUCACAAGGUCAUCGAGGCCAUCAUGUCCAUAUUCAAGAUUCAAGGUUUGAAGUGCGUCUCGUUCUUACCGCAGAUCAUCCCUGCUUUUGCCUCCGUCGCGCGUACCUCUGGCUCGCGUUACCAAGACUUUCAUUUGGAGCAGCUUGCGAUCCUAGUCAGCAUCAUCAAGCAGCAUGUCCGGAAUCACACCACGGACAUCUUCCACUUGGUUCAAGACCUGUGGGACAACGCGGUUCUUCAGCUCCCUCUCAUGGGUCUCGUAGAGGCCCUCGGGAAAGCACUUGACGCCGAGUUCAAGCCAUUCAUUCCCAUGAUCCUGCAUCCCAUCUUGAGAGUCUUCGAGGGAGAGUUGAACGAGAAGACGAGCUUGACCCAGGCGAAGAUCUUCGACGCCUUCCUCACCUUUGGCGCCAACAUCGAAGAGUAUCUCCAGCUCGUCAUCCCCUUGAUCGUGAAGACAUACGAGCGCCCAGACGGAUCCAUCGCGCUGCGGAAGAAAGCGAUCCAGACGAUCGAGGGCCUCACGCUUCGCGUCAACUUCUCCGACCACGCCUCGCGCAUCAUCCACCCGCUGGUCCGCGUCCUGAACCAAUCGCACAACGAGCUGAGGAUGGCCGUCAUGGACACAUUGUGUGCACUUAUGAUCCAGUUGGGCUCUGACUUUGCGAUCUUCCACCCUACCAUCCGCAAGACGCUACUUCGAAACCGGUAUUCCCAUGCGCGAUACGAGUCUCAAAUCGAGAAGCUCCUCAGAGGAGAGAAGCUUGCUCAAGAAUCGUCUGCGCUGGACCUUGAGGGCUCCAGGACCGGAGAGUUCCAGGCGCCCGCAGAGGCGACCAAGAUGGCCGUGAACCAGCAGCAUCUGAAACAAGCGUGGGACGUAUCCCAGGUGGCCAACAAGGAAGAGUGGCAUGAUUGGAUACAACGGCUGUCGGUCGAGUUCUUGCGAGAGUCACCCUCCCAUGCUCUCCGCGCGUGUAUGACCCUUGUCGACGUUCAUCCGCCGCUAGCUCGGGAGCUCUUCAACGCCGCGUUCGUCUCGUGCUGGGGCGAGCUGUAUGACCAAUACCAGGAAGAUCUUGUUCGUUCGAUCGAAUUCGCCAUAACAUCAAGUGUUGCCCCUUCGGAGCUGGUCCACCGUCUACUAAACUUGGCGGAGUUCAUGGAGCACGAGGAAAAGCCACUACCUAUCGAGAACCGCACGCUGGGCGAGUACGCCAUGAAGUUCCACGCAUAUGCCAAGGCUCUCCAUUACAAAGAGCUCGAAUUCUUCACCGAGACAUCGCCCACCAUCAUCGAGGCUCUCAUCAGUAUCAACUCGAAGCUGCAGCAGCACGACGCGGCGUGGGGGACGCUCAUGGUCGCCCGCGAGCAGUACGACGUCAGCAAGCACGAGGAGUGGUACGAGCGUCUCGGUCGCUGGCAAGAGGCUCUCCAGACCUACGAGAAGCGCGCGAACGAGGACCCCAACGCGCCCGAGAUCGUCAUUGGGCGGAUGAAGUGCUUGCACGCGCUGGGCGAAUGGGACCAACUGGCGAAGCACGUCGAGGAGAACUGGUCUAGCGCGACGAUCGAGGACAGGCGCGAGGUCGCGCCCAUGGCAGCGGCCGCUGCGUGGGCACUGAACGAGUGGGAGUCGAUGGACGAGUACAUUCAGACCAUGAAGCCGGAUUCGGCCGACCGGCCGUUCUACCGUGCGAUCCUGGCGGUGCACCAGAACCAGUUCCCGAAGGCGAUGGCGCAGAUCGCGAAGGCGCGGGACUUGCUUGACCCAGAGCUUACUUCACUCGUUGGCGGAAGCUACGGGCGGUCCUACAACACGAUGGUCCGUGCACAGAUGCUUUCGGAGCUGGAGGAGAUUGUCUUCUACAAGCAACAUGCCGAUCAACCUGAACGCCAGGCGGCAAUGAGGAAGACUUGGAUGAAGAGGCUGCGAGGAUGUCAGCCAGACGUCGAAGUAUGGCAACGCAUUCUUCAAGUCCGCGCUCUUGUCCUCUCCCCCGACGACGACCCCGUCAUGUGGAUCAAGUUUGCGAACCUGUGCCGUGAAAACGACCGCAUGUUCCUCGCUGAAAAGACAAUCAACUCGCUGCUCUUCCCUGACAGACGGCAGCCACCCGGUUACCGCGAGCAGCAGUUCCAGAAGGCACCUCCGAUGGUCAUCUACGCGCACCUCAAGUGCAACUGGGCGAAGGGAGACAGGGAGGAGACACUGAACUACCUGCGGGACUUCUCCGCUAAGUUGGCCAAAGACUUGCAAGCUAAUUCUGCGGCCCGUGGCGAUGCGACGAAGUUGGAGGAGCUAUCCAACUUGCUAGCACGGUGCUACUUCAAGCUCGGCCAGUGGCAGGCUGCUCUUAAAGAAGAGUGGGAGGGCCGGAACAUGAAGGACAUUUUGCAGUCAUACUACCUCGCGACGCACUACGAUUCGUCAUGGUACAAGGCGUGGCAUACUUGGGCUCUGGCGAACUUCGAAGUCGUCAGUCACAUGGAGAAGCAGCAGUACCACAAGGCGAACGAGAUGCCGGGUCAAGAGCUGGCUCUGCACAUUGUGUCUGCGGUCAACGGGUUCUUCCGCUCCAUUGCGCUGAGAAACGAGAAUGCGCUGCAAGACAUCCUCAGAUUGCUCACGCUCUGGUUCAAGUUCGGCGCCCACGACGACGUCAGUCACGCCAUGAGCAGUGGGUUCACCGACGUGGAGGUCAACACAUGGCUCGAGGUCAUCCCCCAGAUCAUCGCGCGUAUCCAGACCCCGAGCAACAAUGUCCGCCGGAACAUCAACAACCUGCUCACCGAAGUCGGCAAGCAUCAUCCUCAGGCCCUUGUCUAUCCCUUGACCGUCGCCUCCAAGUCCUCAAGUGCGGUGCGGAAGAAGGCUGCGCUGAACAUCAUGGACAGGAUGAGGGAGCACAGCCCGAUCAUCGUUGAGCAAGCCUUGCUCGUCAGCCACGAGCUCAUCCGGGUAGCCAUCCUGUGGCACGAGUUAUGGCACGAGAGUCUCGAAGAGGCGUCCAGAUUGUAUUACACGGAUGGUAACCCCGUGGGAAUGAUCGCGUAUCUGGAACCGCUGCACGACAUGCUCGAAGCCGGACCGAAAACGUCGCGCGAGACAUCCUUCAUCCAGAUGUACGGCCGAGACCUCCGUGAAGCACGCGAGUCCUGCAGACGUUACACCAUAUAUGGCGAGAAGCGGGACCUGGACAAGGCUUGGGACAUCUACUAUCAGGUAUUCAAGAGAAUCGACAAAGCUAUGCCGGCGACCACCACCCUCGAUCUUCAGUAUGUUUCCCCCGAGCUCCUCAAGGCUCGCGAUCUGGAGCUGGCUGUGCCUGGAACCUACCAGAGCGGCAAGCCGGUCGUCAAGAUCGAGAGCUUUGCACCAAAACUCAGCGUCAUUUCGUCGAAGCAGCGACCACGUCGUCUGUCAAUCAAGGGCAGCGACGGCAACGACUACCAGUUUGUGCUCAAGGGACACGAGGAUCUGCGGCAGGACGAGCGUGUUAUGCAGCUGUUCAGCCUCGUCAAUGGCCUCCUGUCGCUGGACACGGAUUGUUUCAAGAGGCGUCUCCACAUCCAGAGGUUCCCAGUCAUCCCGCUCGCGCCGAAUGCCGGUCUUCUUGGAUGGGUCAAGGACAGCGACACGCUGCAUGUGCUCGUCCGGGACUACCGAGAGUCGAGGAAGGUUCUGCUCAACAUCGAGUACCGGCUCAUGCUCCAGAUGGCCCCGGAUUACGAGAACCUCAUUUUGCUGCAGAAGAUGGAAGUGUUCGAAUACGCGCUCGAGAACACCACGGGUCAAGAUCUGUACCGGGUCCUCUGGCUCAAGUCGCUCAACUCGGAGCACUGGUUGGAGAGACGCGCGACCUACACACGUUCUCUCGCUGUCAACAGCAUGGUCGGCCACAUUCUCGGUCUUGGCGAUCGGCACCCGUCGAACUUGAUGCUGGAGCGCAAUACAGGCAAGGUCGUGCACAUCGACUUCGGCGACUGCUUCGAGGUGGCAAUGCACCGCGACAAGUUCCCGGAGAAGAUUCCCUUCAGGCUGACGCGCAUGCUCACCUACGCAAUGGAAGUGAGCGGGAUCGAAGGAUCGUUCCGGACCACGUGCGAAAUCAGCAUGAAGGUCCUCCGUGAGAACAAGGAGUCGCUCAUGGCCGUGCUCGAGGCGUUCGUCUACGAUCCGCUCAUCAACUGGCGUCUCAUGGACACGCGGAGAGAUGGCGAGGGUGGGCGUGCGGAUCUGGUACGCCAGACUACGUACCCCGCCGCGCCGAUCCGGAAGCUGAAAGCGGACGAGAACGACAUCCUGAACGAGGCGCAGGAAGUCCGGAACGAGCGUGCGCUGUUCGUGUAUCGCCGCGUCCAAGAUAAGCUCACCGGCAAGGACUUCACCGAGGUGCCGCUGUCGGUGUCCGAGCAGGUCGACAAGCUCAUCCUGCAGGCCACGUCUCUGGAAAACCUGUGUCAGUGCUUCUCUGGAUGGUGUGCGUUCUGGUGA